UCUUUCUCUCUCUCUCAGUCCUCCUCCUAGAGAAGAAGAAGAAGAAGAUUCAUCUUCUAUUUUCUUCUCUUUGUUUUAUUCCACAGAUUCAGCAUGGCUUCCUCCAGAUGGUUAAAGCCAGAGGUGUAUCCACUAUUUGUUGCAGUUGGUGUAGCUGUUGGAAUCUGUGGCAUGCAGCUUGUUAGAAACAUCUACACCAACCCUGAAGUCAGGGUUAACAAGGAGAAGAGAGCUGCUGGGGUGCUUGAUAACCAUGCAGAGGGAGAGAGAUAUGCAGAACAUCGACUGAGGAAAUACGUUCGCAACAAAACCCCCCAGAUCAUGCCUACCAUCAACAAAUUCUUCUCAGACCCACAGAUUCGAGACUGAAAAACGGAUUAUGCGACUCGGCUCUGGAUCUGUUUGAUUGGAGAAUGUAGGACACAAGUUUGUUUCAUGAAAGUGUCGUGAAAAAUUAUGUACGACAAAGUUGCCAAUUUGUUGGUGCAUGAUCCAUCUAAUUCAUCAAUAAAGUUCAUAUUUUUUUAAAA
Prunus mume (Japanese apricot) is the source of this 530-nucleotide messenger RNA. RefSeq lists its product as uncharacterized. NCBI's taxonomy places the organism in Eukaryota, Viridiplantae, Streptophyta, Magnoliopsida, Rosales, Rosaceae. The record is from RefSeq and is a predicted model, not a curated record.